AUGGUCCCUCAGGAACAACAUCCUACCUGCCAUGGAGGACCCAACCCCGGUGAGACUUCCCCUAUUCACAGUUGUACCUGCCACCCGAGGGAACACAAUCCACACUUGACCCGUGACAUCAUCCUGGAAACUCCCGUACCCUCAUGCGCUAGGGAUGAAAAUAGAGCUGUGGUUCCGGAUUCCGCACCAGCGGUUUCGGAAAGUAAUCCUUCAAUCAACACUUCCUUGGUAUAUAGCACAUUAGCAAGCGCAAAUGGAAAUUUAAGCCCCACAUGUGAGGACUCGACUGUCAAUGCGAACAAACAGACGAGUUUCAGUUCGGAUAUUUGCAAUACCGCCACAGAAGAAGCAGUACUAGAUAUGGAUUAUCCUAUUCGAGGAACAAUUUCACCACUAACGAACAAGAUGGCCGUUAAAAGAUCUUUAGGGACUGUAGACGAAGUCUCUUUUGUUUUCGGACGACCAGUUUCUCCAACCAACGAACAUGACAUCAGAUGUAAUCCUCCGCAGUCUUUCACCAAUCCGGGCAUUGCACGAUGUAUGUCAGCGUCUCCGGCACGCUACAUCCCUGGAUAUUGCCUACAACGUCCAAUGUCUCCAAACAGUGAUGUUCUUCCGGUGAGACGAGGCAUUGUUCUUGGAGCUAGAAGGGUCCUGUCUCCUCCGCCAGUUCUGGGAGUAGGCGCAGCUGCUGAGCCCAGAAUGCACAACCAAGGAGGGAUUUGCUGUGAGCACUGCAAUGGUUGUCUUGUGGAGUUGAAGCGCCAGGCACUGAGACUUAUGUUUCCUGACAAUGAUUCCGGGAGUCACUUGGCCCAG
Messenger RNA from Candidula unifasciata, 819 nucleotides. NCBI's taxonomy places the organism in Eukaryota, Metazoa, Mollusca, Gastropoda, Stylommatophora, Geomitridae. The record is from the annotation of a GenBank genome assembly.